Messenger RNA from Magallana angulata, 10953 nucleotides. RefSeq lists its product as uncharacterized. The record is from RefSeq and is a predicted model, not a curated record. Gene Ontology annotation, molecular function: protein binding. The coding region runs from base 106 to 10107 and encodes 3333 amino acids. The transcript is spliced from 40 exons. NCBI's taxonomy places the organism in Eukaryota, Metazoa, Mollusca, Bivalvia, Ostreida, Ostreidae.
CCUCAGUAACAUCUAGGAGCUGUUGUAGUGAAGACCUAUGUUCUCCUUUCUCUGCCGGGUUAAUUAGUUAAUUAGUUAAUUGAUCUGAAGCAAUUAAUUAAAGUGAUGGAAUCGUGUCAUUCUGUUCAAUACAUCUCUCCAUGUCAUCUCCCAGCACAUUCAACUUUAGGACACCUCAUAAAGAUUAUAGAAAAACUUCAAAAUCGUGACUAUGCAGUGCCAGACAUAAGUGAGGAUUUGAGGUGGCUAAAAUGUGAGAGGGGACGAGACAAAAUGGAGGGAAGCAGUGGGACCGGCCAAUCAAAACAGUUGUCUUCUGUUAUUGGUACACUGGAAAUGGAACUCCGAAAACUACAACAGUCCAAUGAAAGUCUGGCACAGGAGAACACCAGUCAGCACCAGAGUAUAAAGGCAUUGGAACAGAAACUAAAGCCUUUGAAUGAGAAAAACAGAAAGUUUCUGGAGAAAAACAUGGAGCUGACAAAUAUGAACCGAAACCUGAAGGACCAGUUACAGAGCAUGUCAGAGGAGAAUAAGAAACUGAAGGACCAAUGUGACCAGUGCAGGAAAAAGAUGAAACAGCUGAGUCAGCAGUUAUCCCAGGAGAGGCUUGAGAAAGCGACCCUGGAGCUACAGGCCCAGACCCUGCAGGGACUGAAGCAGACGUGUGCAGACCAAGAGAAGGAAUUGGAUGCCCUGAAGCUCAGUGUUAAGGAAAAGGAUCGGAGGAUAGAGCUUGUGCAGCACAGAAAAAGGAAGAAAAAAGUGCUCAGACCUCUAGAAAAGGGUGUAAAGGAGACGUUCUAUGGUUACGAUGAAGAGGAUACCUCCAUUGGCUCCGACAUUUCUCUGUCUCUGUCCGCGGGAACAAUCUCCGAUGAAGAACUCUGUGAGGAGUUGUCGCGGUCAGAGAUCGAGAAGAAUUACCAGAAACUGAUGAAGGAACACAUGGAGCUCCAGCGACUUCACGCUCUGUUGACCGCCAAGAGUGGUACCUACCAUGACCCCCAAAGGGAACUGAAGUUGCGGGUGGAUCUGGAGACCAAUCUAUUCGAGUCCCAACGAGAGAUAGAGAGACUCACGGCAGACCUGACAGAAACACAAAAGAAACUGACCGUCCUAGAGAAUGGGAGAAGUGAAACAUUGAGGGACAACCACAGGCUGAACAAAAAGGUUAAGCUUUUAGAGGAAAAUUGCUGCCAUUUGAGGGAAAAACUUGAAGAAUCCAAAGAAAUGGUGGAGACACUAGAAUUCCAAGUCAUGGAGUAUGAGACAGAUAAUGUAGGAGAUCUUGAGACAAUCCCUGAAGAUCCUGUGGAGAUGAAUGGCGCAGGACAUUCAUCCAGAAAGGGGUCCACCAGCAAUGAAUUCGAUGUCUAUGUUGAGUCCUUGGAGUCCUCGGUUCGUGACCUUCAGUCCAAGGUCAGUAGCCUCCAGCAGGAGAAUGCCGCCCUGAAGGAGAGACCCAUGGUAGCCUCACCCUCAUUGGAGGAGAGAGAGGCUCAAGAGGUCAUGACCUUGAAGGACACUUGCACUCCGUCAUUGCACUCACAACAACUCACUACUCAGUCUUCAAACUCGCGAGCUUUAGACUCGCCAGACUUUCACGAGAACCAACUGGGCGUGAAAAGUCUUAAUGAACCGACUCCAAAUUUGGAUGUUAUGAUCCCCAAAGAUCAGCCUUCCGCGGGGGACAUGUGUAACCCCACUCACACCAAUGAAAUGGCCACCUCCCAAAGUGACCAGGUUCCUAUGGGGGAGACAAGUUGUAUGUCGGAAAACAUUGAGCCUCAAAAUGAGCUUUGUAAUGUUGAGAAUUUUAGCAAGGUAGAUGAGUCUGAGUCAGUUAUAAGUGAAGACUCGUAUGCAAGUUUGGAUGAAAGCCAUGAUGCCCACCAAGACUUGAGUCAUGAUGUAAUUGCCUGUACAGCUGAGAUUGAAGCUCUCAAAGAUGACUUAAAUAAAUCUCGAGAGGAAGUGUUGAGCUUGAGGUCUCGGCUUGAAGAGGGAAUGAGUAUGAAAGCAGAUGAGUUGGAUGAGAGUGUGGACUCAUACGAGUCAAAGCUGGAAGAGUUCAGACAAGUCUGUAUGACUCUCCAAGACCGAAUUUUCCAGAGCGAGACUUCAGAGAAACAGCUGCGAGAAAAGCUCAAACUCGCUGAGUACACAAUCAAUGAUCUUGAGAGCAGUGAGAACAGUGCGAGAGAAAACCUUGACAUAUGUCGGAAAUCUGAGAUGAAUUGUAAAAAAUCACUGAGUAGCUGUCAGCAAAAAAUUCGAGAGCUAAAGGAGAUCAUACUGGACAAAGAUGUCAGCGAGAUGAAUCUCGCGGAGAAGGUGCAGUAUUUGGAAAAAGCAGAAGAAAUAGCGUCUCAAAAGAUCUCAGAUCUCGAGAUGCAAAACCAACUACUGGAGCAGAGACUUCAGCUGAAGGAGGAACUCGAGACAGACAUCAUGCUCGUCGAGACGCUCAAGGAACAGAUCAAAGAUCUCAAGGCCGAAAAUAAGGAUCUCAGCGCCAAAGUGGCAGACCUCGAGGAGAAUGAAGAAAUUCUUAAAAUCAACUGGAUGAAAGUAGCAGAGAAUGACGCGGAGAGAAUUCAAAGUUUGGAAGAAAAGGUGAAUAAUCUAGAGUCACUGAAUGUGGAUCUCAGAAAGAGGCUGCGGGAACAGAGAGAAAAAUCGGAUCCUCCCAAUACCCCGUCCUUGGCUUCCGAAUUGUCGGAGAGUGAUACAUCUCUUGAUAGGAACUCGAUGGUGUCUCUGAAAGAAGAAAUCAGGAAGCUUAAGGAGGAACUUCAUGAAACGGAAGAGAAAAAGAAUGGCCAGAUCGAGAAGUUGCAGGAUAGAAUUGCCACUCUAAGAGAGAAUGAAAUCAAACUGAGUGAAACUUUGGCUGAAAUGGAGCAAAUAGAGAGAGAGCUAAAAAGUAAAGUCACAAUGUAUGAACAAUUUUCUUCAUAUGACAAAAUACAACAGUAUGAGGGGAAGAUUCAGGAAAUGCAUCGAUCACGUGAAGACCUGCUGGACAGAAUGGACUCCAUGGAAGAGCAUGAAGGUGAUCUGAAAAAGAGGCUGAUAGAAAUGGAAGAAAAGCAUGCGUGGAAAGUGGAACAAUACGAGCGGAAAAUGGAGCUCAUGGAGAAAGAAAUAGCUCAGUAUAUUCAGCAGGAGGAGGAGCUGACCAACAGGAUAAUGGAAAUAGAGAAACACGAAGAUGAAGUGAUGGAAAAAGCAAACAAGUACGAAGAGGAAAUCAAACUUUUAGAACAACAGUUAGAGGAAGCAAACAAAUACGAAGAGGAUGUGAAACUUCUAGAACAACAGUUGGAGGAGUCAGAGAGUGCAAGAGAAGAUUUAGAACACAAGGGCGACAAACUUUUAGAGGAGCUGGAGGAACUGCGUAAAGAAAACCAAGAACUUCACGAUAAUUUGGAGAGUGUGAACGAGGAGUUGGAACAAAUUCGGGUUGAAAACAACGAUCUGAACGAAAGAUUGAUCGAGUUGGAUUCUUAUGAACAAGAGUGUGAGGAGAAGGUGACAGCAGUGGAAAACAAAUCUAGUCUGCUGGAAGACGCCAACUGUCGACUGAUGGAUCGUGUGACCGAACUUGAAGGUUUGGAAAUGGAUCUACGCAGUAAGCUAGUGAGUUCUUCUGUGAAUGUAAAAUCUAAAUUGGACAGUUGUUCAUGUGAGGAUAAGAGUACAGAUACCGAUGACUUAAAUGCGCCGACUGGGAGAAAACUGACUGGAAUGUUUGAACGUCUGCAGGAUUUGGAGUCAGAAAACCAGACCUUUGCCGAUCAGCUCUGUUCAUUGCAAGGAGCAGAUUCUUUGAAUAAGAAACUGAAUGAAAAAGUGAAACUGCUGGAAGACUCUGAAGAAAAACUGAUGGAGCGCGUUAUAGAGCUGGAAGAUCGUGAGGAUAUCUUGACGAAAGAAAAUCAGAAACUGCGUAACUCGAUUAUGCUCACGGAGGUGCCUGAUAUUGUGAAGGAAGUGACGGAACUCCGAGAAACCAUCGAAAUGUUGAAAGAGAACUUAGAAUCAUUGAGGUGUGAAAACGAGGAGUACCAAGAAAAGAUUGCGGUGGCCGAAGAAACAAUUCAGAAUUUACAGAGUGAACUUAGCAUUCAGAAGUCCACACUGGAAAACUCAGAAACAAGGGUAGCUGAGUUGCAAAAUUCUUUAACAGAAACUGAAAGCGAUCUUUCAAAGGAAAAACAAUGUGUUCAAAUUUUACAGGAUUCCGAAAAGAAUUUAUCAGUGAAAUUAAAAACAGAGAAAUCUCAUGCUGAAAAGUUGGAGUGUGAUUUAUCAAAAACAAGGAAUGAAAUGAAGAGAAUGCAAAUGGAAUAUGAAUCAAAAUUGUCCGAACUUAACGACACUCUUUCUAGUCAUGUUUGUACUGUCUCAGAAUUAGAAACAUCAUUGUCUCAUCUCAAAUACAACAAAGAGGAACAUUCCAAAAAAAUUUCAGAGCUCACAGAGGAGAAUAACGCAUUGAUUAAAUUAGUUAAAAUGAAAAAAGAUCAUGUGAAUAGUGAUUGUGAAAGUGAUUGUGAAAAUACUUUUGUUCAAGAGAAGAAACUUGCGAUGAAAUUUCAUGAAAAUGCCACCCCCAUAAGUGCCCAAUCUACUCCGAUCAAACCUCAGACCAACCCUAGUGCCAAAGACGAAUUAAUUAGUGAUAUAUCAAAUAUUGUUCAUAUUGGUGACGAUACCCAAUGUGCCAAAUGUAUCAAAUUAAAUCAAAAGUUAAGCGAACAAUCCAAACGCGAAUCAGCUCUUGUUGAAAAUCUGGCAGCCUUAAGAAAGGAAAUGCAAGACAGCAAAGAAAAACCCGGGAGAAAUCUGUGUUCCAAAUGUCAGGGUGUGACUUUAAGUAAUUCGCCAUCAAUUUUGUCGGAUGUGGACAGUUUUUUCGGACUGAAUAAAACGGAGGAGUUCAACAGAAAAGUCAGGAUGCUGGAAGAUCAGUGUGACGAGAAAGUGUUACGUGCCCGGGAGAAAGCGCUGGGCUGUCGCGUCAAGGAGCUGGAGGACGAGAUGGAGGAGUUCCAGAGAAUUCUACAGGACAUCGUGCUCGACGUCCAGAUCCGUUUUCACGAUGACAUAAUCGAAGUUGGCACAGAGGUCCCUCGAACGUUUCAGCUUCCAACUGAGUUACCUGUUGUUCUGAAUCCAGCGCUGGGACAAGUUUUGGAAAAUCUUGUUCAUUGUGUUGACUGUCUCACAAAAUCAAAGGAGAAUCUCAGGAGCAAAGGAGAUGAAGGAAAAUCAAAGAUAGAGUUAUUGGAGCAGAACGAACAGUCCCUGAAACAGGAGAUUCUGGAUCUGAAAGAGAAACUGGCUAACAACAACAAUGGCGAUGAUGAAAUCCGCAACAAUCCGACGGAGCUACUGACCAAGAUAACAAAGCUGGAAGCCAUGAACCGGGAACUGAAUGACCGACUGGAAUCCGACCAGGUCGUCCAAUCCAAGGGAGGGCUGGAGAGUCCGGAGGAUGUGUUCCGACAGAGAAUCUCCGAAUUGGAGCGGCUGGAAAAACACCUCAAAACUCAGGUUUCUGACUUGGAAAAAGAUCGGGAAGAACUACAUGAGAUAGCACGGAAGGACAAGAACACUAUCCACGAGCAGAACAUCCGGAUCCGCGAGCUUCAGUUAUCCGAGAAGAACAUGAAGCAGCAGCUGAACCAGCUGGAAGCUUCAGAGCAGGGUCUCUUCAACAAGGUGGAAGACCUGGAAGAGCAGAUCGCAAAGAUGGAGGAUCGGAUAUCAGAGCUGAAGAUUCUGGAAAUGAGGUUGAAAGAGUUGGUGAGGAAAUACAAGCUCGACGAGGAGGUGUGGUUGUCAAAAUCGGCAAACUUGAACGAGACUUUGUCGGAGUUAUCGAUGUCUGAGGCUCAAUUGAGGCAACAGUUAGAGAACUUGGAGAAAGAGAAACUGAACUUGUCAGAGAAAUCAGAGUACCUGGAAGAGAGGUUGAAAGAAGUGGAGAAGGCAGAGUCUAGUUUGUUGCAGAGGACAAAAGAUCAAGAAAACAAGGAGAUCAGUUUAAGUAAGAGACUUUCAGAAAUGCAGACCAUGGGAUCCAAUGCAGAGAAGCAACUUGCAGAUUUACACAACGCAAAUAUCGAACUCUCGCAGCAAAUGAAUCAUGUGAUGCAAGAAAACGCAGCUCUAUCCCAUCAUCUAGCGCAACUUCAAAAUCAACUGGCUGUUCUGGAUCAGCAAAAUGUUUCACUUCAUACAGACUUGGAGAGGCUUAACAAAGAACAUGUUUCACUUCAGUCGUCAGGAAAAUCAACAGACAAGGAGCUAGAGAAGAGCAAGAUUCGUGAGGUCGAGAUGGAAGGGAAACUGCGACAAAUGGAGGAAUCCGAGGAAUUGCUGAAAGAAAAGAUUGGAAAUCUACAGCGCAGCGAAAAUCGCCUCAAGUACCGCAUUCAGCAACUAGAGUCAGGAUCAACAGUAACAGAAUUGAGUCCUUCACAACGAGAAAAACUACCUCGCAAAUUAGAAGAUUGUCAAAAAAGAAUUGUGGUCCUUCAGAAUCAAAAUGAACAACUUGGCAAUAGAUUGCGAGAGUACCAGAAUCCCGAAUCUGGAUUCAUUAAACUUCCGGACGCAGAGCUCCGUCGUCUACAGGCGAGGGAUGCUCUUCUGGAACAGAGCGAGACAGAGGUUCGCGAAAUUGGCAAACUCAACGCUCAUCUUCAGGAUACCAUUGAGGAGUUGAGGGAAGGAAAGGAUGUUUGUGGCCAUGAGAGUGAGAUAGAGGCUCUAAGGAACAGACUUGAUGCAAGCAACAGAACCAUUUUGGUGCUGAAAAAUCUUAUAGAGGAGGGGCAGAAACCACUGGGGCAUGACACUAAUGGAGAUCUUUUUUCAGAAAUAUUUGCAGACCAUAUCUUGCCCUCUCACAUGGGAAGAGAGGGUAAAGGUCACCUGGCAGAGAGAAGGGUCAAAAGCCAAAGGUCAAGUCAGUCCAAUUUGAUUGGACGCCCUGUACGGGAGCCGGCUAAUGAUGCCGGAGCUCUGAAUGAGAAAAUGAUUUCUAAGGAAGUACAGGGUUUACACGAAAAAAAUCCCUACAGCUUGACGGCUCAGGAAGAUCGUCAGCGAAGGGUCAACGAGUUCAUCAGCUGUCUCGAAAGAGACGAGCUGCUCUCCCCACGGGAAGAAGCUCACUGGAGGCAGGUGGAGUCGCGAGUUCCCCACCCCCCAGAGUCCGAGCGAUGGAUCCACGUGGGUAAAGCCAAGAGCUUACAUUCCAGUGUACCUAAUCGGUCCCACCCAAGUAGCAACGAAGAGCUAGUGCUCGGUUUGACGCUCCCUUCAGAAUCGGAGAGUCAACAAUUUACCCAGAAUGACACAGAUUCCAGCGGGAACAGCCCCGCAACAAAAAGAAGAAAAUUUCGUCCAGUGAAUGGAACAGAGCCCCUAAUGACCCCAUCCUCAACUCAUGGUGCAAUAAAUUUCGACGCCCCCUACUACCUGCCGUAUGUCAAUCAUGGCCGCGGGGGCAGAGAGGAGGAGGAGCCAGACGUGCAGUAUAUGACGGAGGAAUACAAGAUGAUGUCUCCACCAAUCAGGACGGAGGAGACCACCGGAAGUCUCCCGGACAGCGGCCAUGGAACCACCUCUGUGGCUUCCACUGGAAGAUCUCAAAUGUCACUCAAAGAGAAGAUAGCCGAGAUCGGGAAGUCGCUGCAGAAGCGCCCUCUGUCUUCUGUUAGUGACCUGUCCGACGACGAUGAAGAUUCUGUGCACGUCUGGAAAUCCAAGGCAAGUGAUUCCUCUCGAAGAUUAGAAGAUGCAGAGAAGGAGUCUAGAUAUCUCAAAGGAGAGAUAAACAAACUAGAGAAGGAGUUAGAAGAGAAGAUUAGAUACAUUGUAAUUUUAGAGGACUUCAUAGAAAAACUAAAGGCCCUGCUAGAGAUGAAGGGUUCAAAAUCUGACAAAGAACUGGUUCAAACCCUGGAGGCAGAGUUGAUUAAGACACUGGAGGAGCUACAGGAUUCGGGCUGUCCCCCACAGGACUUGAACCAGGAUCCAGUGGCACUCAGCUCAGAGCUGGCCAAAAAGGACCGCGAGUUAACAGCUAAGACCAAUGAAGUUGACAGCUUGAUGCGUGAACUCCGUCAGUGGCAGGAGGAGUGUCGCCUGGUCGAGGACAUGCGCACUAACGCGCUGGACGCCCUGCGAUGUCUGGAGAUGGAGGUCUCUGAUCUGCAGACGACAGGAAAGGACCUCCACUCCUCCAAAGAGUCGUACAGCAAAUUACAGCAACAGUACAGAAAAGUUCAGCAGGAGCUGAGAAGCGUUGAGCUGUUGGAAUGGGAGCGAGAUGAACUUCAAGACCAGAUUAACAGGCUCAAAAAAGAGGUCACAAUCGCAGCUGCUUUACAGAGCGAAAUAGAUGUUUCCGAAAAUAAACUAGAUCACAUGACCUCAAUCCUUCAAAACAGGACAGAUAAAAUCAAGUCUCUAAUAGAUGAGAUAUCCUCCUACAAAUCUCGCAUUGUUUCUCUGGAGUGCGAGAACUCGUACUUAUACAAGACCCUAGCUGCUCGACCAGGCUCCAAAGCAAGGAAUCAAGAACUGGAAGUCAAGAGUGAGCAGAUCAUGGUAGCAAUAGCCCCACUGAAGACCAAAAUAUCCAGACUGGUGCAGAAAUGUAGGGACAAGGAUGACUUACUGAGAAGACUGGGGGCUGAACUCAGGAAACUAAAAAAGGGGGGUGGGCCAGGACCGCUUCUGCAGGAAUUGGCCAUGAUGGAACAAAGAAUGUCCUCCGAGGAAUACAACAUGCCGGAGGCCGAGUUCUUACAGCAGCCCAAUCAUUCGAACCGACUGUCUGUGUCAAUGAUUGACCUUCAGAGGUCAAGGUCUAACUCCUCCGUCAGUGACAGCCAAGAUCUCAUUGCCCACAGUGACACGGAGAUGGUGACGCCUGUAACGAGGCGAUCAAACCAGCGUCCAGCCGAGCGGCGUCACAGACUGCCACCACCAACACGUUCAUCCCACAACACACCCCACCUACCACAAAUCCACAAUGGGCAACCACCACUCAGCUACGCCCUGCCGUCAGAAUCUCUUCCUGUGGGCUACAUGCCGCCUGAUCCAUUGUUUAUUGCUGUGUCCGACUACAAUCCACAGAGUAUUUUCUCUCAGAGUCAGCGUCCGGGGGAGGAGCUAGCGCUGAAGGAAUGGGACAAAGUGAAGGUGAUAGGAGCUCUUGAUGAGACCGGCUACUAUUUGGCUGAGGUGGAUGGUAAGACAGGACUUGUACCUGCCGAUUACCUGCGCCCCGCCAACUACGCAGACCAAAGAAACGGCCGAUGGCUAGGAAUGAUGGGAGAAAAACUUCCGUCUUACUUAGACGGGAGUCCAGAGAGAAUCGUGCAAACCCAUUACCAGCUACAGCAGUCACAGAGAACUAAUCCAAAUGGUCCACAUUCUCCGAGACCAAUGGCAGAGAUGACUUCCUUGUCCCUCAGAAACAGAACCGUUCCAUCACGAUCAGACAAUCCAGAAUCACCAAGAGAUUUCAGAGUGGAAAAAGUGAUUGACCAAAAUACUCUCAUGUUGGCUUGGACACCACCUAAAUAUACAAACAACAGUCAUAGCAGGGGGGUCAAAUGCACCGGGUACAAAAUUUACGUAGACGGUCAUCUUCACCAGCAAGCAAAUAGUCCUCACAUUGCUAAAACCAUCGUCAAAAACGUGGACACACAUCUGUACCAUGGAUUCAGUAUUCAGACCGUGGGGUCAGGCGGACGCUGCUCAGAUCUGAUGGAAACUUCCCACAAUGCAACAGUGACGGGCCCCAGGCGAGAGGUUGUUGAGGAAAGUCCAUCAGGCAUCAAGAAUAACGAAGUGUAUUCCUCAUCACACAAGCGUUUGUUUGUAGCCGUUUACGACUUUGCUCCAUCCCCCGGGAAACAUGGGCGCCUGGAGCUAGCGUUCCAGGCAGGGGAGAGAAUCGAUGUGUACGGAGAGGAGAGACCGGACGGAUUUUAUUACGGAGAGAUUAAUGGUAGCCGGGGUUUAGUCCCUUGCUUCUUCAUACAGGAAGUGCCACCUCCAGAACACCACUAGAAUGAAAACAACAUGACUACCAGUCCUGCCAAGAGGUUGUGAGAAAAUCUAUGCAUAAAAUUCACCAAAGUGUGAUUCAACUUAACUCCAAAUUAUAAAUCUCAAAAACAAACUGUUCAUAUAAACAUCAUUUUUUGUGAAUUCAGAUUAUUACACAGAUUAUUUGUGUUACACCCACAGAACUGUUGUUAUGGCCACCUCUUUCAUAUAAUUCAUGAAUUAAGUUUGCAAUACAAAACCCCAAAGUUUGUUAUUCGUUUUUCAUUAUGGGUAGUCCUACAUGCAAUGGAAUUAUUAUGCAUAUCGUUUUAUCAUAUCUGUUUUUCCAAAACAAUAUCAAAUUGUUUUCUCACUUUAUCUGUACAUGUAAUAGCAAAGAUAACAGUUGUCUUCCAAUGUGUAAAUGAAUUACAUGUAAAUGUAUGGAAUGAUAUUAACCAUUCAUGAACAUUGUGACUUUUUUACUUGACCUGUAAUAUUUUUUUCAUAUUGUCUGAUCAUCAUACACUCCACACGUUCUAUAAUUUAUUAAUUUUUUUUUUAAACUAAGGCAUGCAUUAGUGGUCACAAAAUGUUGGAUCUACACGUGUUUGUAUAAAUACUUGUAUAUUUUAACGACCAGUACUGUACAGCAUAGGUUGGCAUUUAUUGUUGAAAUCUUGUCAUGGUUAAAUGCAAUAGAUCACCUUUAUAUUCAUGUCUGUGGGGACAACUAUCGGUAAGCCCGUGAUAUUGGAAGACUAGUUGCAGGGCCUUGCUAUAAGUCCUCAAGACUUUUAUGGCAUUUAUUAUUUGUUUGUUAUUUUUAUAUUAAAUGAUAUUAAAUACUUAACAUAAUUAUAUAAA